Neurospora tetraspora is the source of this 651-nucleotide messenger RNA. Its product is annotated as U1 zinc finger-domain-containing protein. Lineage: Eukaryota; Fungi; Ascomycota; Sordariomycetes; Sordariales; Sordariaceae. Gene Ontology annotation, molecular function: pre-mRNA 5'-splice site binding; zinc ion binding. The transcript is spliced from 3 exons. The record is from RefSeq and is a predicted model, not a curated record. The coding region runs from base 1 to 651 and encodes 216 amino acids. Gene Ontology annotation, biological process: mRNA splicing, via spliceosome; spliceosomal snRNP assembly; mRNA 5'-splice site recognition. Gene Ontology annotation, cellular component: nucleus; U1 snRNP.
AUGCCGAAAUUCUUUUGCGACUACUGCGAUGUGUACCUCACGCACGAUUCCAUGAGCGUCCGCAAGGCGCACAACAGCGGUCGUAACCAUCUACGAAACGUUGUUGACUACUACCAACAAAUCGGUCACGAGAAGGCGCAAUCCGUCAUCGACUCCAUCACCUCCUCGUACGCCGCCGAAGGCCAAGCCCACGCCAACCCCAUGCUCCCUCAGAACCAACCCGGCGGAAUUCCUCCUGGUCUCGGUGUCUUCCCGCCUCCGGGCGCCGGCGUUUCCCCCUUCCCGCCUUUCCCUGGCGGCAUGCCACCUCCGUUCCCAGGCAUGGGUGGCGCACCGGUGCCCCCUCCCGGAGCCUUUGGUGCUCCAGGCGCACCCGGCGGUAUCCCUCCCCCGGGAGCGCCAGGAGCUCGCGGAAUGCCUCCAAUGCCCCAUUUCCCUGGUAUGCCUGGUGCUCCUGCUGGUAUGCCUGGCGUUCCACCUCCAAUGCCCGGUCCCGGUGGUCUGCCAUUCCCGCCCCCUGGAGGUCUGCCCUUCCCCCCGCCUGGAGCAGGAAACUUCCCCUUUCCCCCUCCCGGUGCGCCAGGUGGGUUCCCCGGUAUGCCCCCUUUCGGCGCCCCUGGUCAAGGGCCUCCGGGUGCCGACAAGAGGUGA